AUGAAUGAAGUGCUGCAGUACAUUGUGGUCACUGUCAAUGAGACCAUCACCAUCAUUGCCACCCUUACCUCCUACUUGUUUAUUCUCAUCACCAUCUCAAGAAUGUGGUCUGAAAAUGGAAGACAAAAAGCCUUUUCCACCUGGGCCUCCCACCUUGCAGCCAUCCUUGUCUUCCAUGGAACUAUACUUUUCAUUCAUUUCAGGCCCAACUCUGGCAGCAGUCUGGGCACUGACAAGGAGGCCAUGGUGAUUGAUUCAGAUUUUAACAAACAGAAGCCAUGUCAUUGUCAGAGAGAAAUAAGUGGGGCCGUGUUCACUCUUUCGGGCUUCUCAGAUUGCCCAGAAGUGCAGGUUCCCUUCUUUGUGGUAUUUCUGGCCAUCUACAGUGUCAGUGUUGUAGGGAAUGUAGGGAUGAUUGUAAUCAUCAAAAUUAACCCCAGACUGCACACCCCCAUGUACUUUUUCUUCAGCCACCUCUCAUUUGUGGAUUUCUGCUAUUCCUCUGUCAUUGCUCCCAAGAUGCUGGUGAACCUAGUUGUAGAAGACAGAACCAUUUGGUUUUUAGAAUGUGUAGUACAAUAUUUUCUCUUUUGUACCUUUGUGGUGACUGAGUCCUUUUUACUAGCUGUAAUGGCCUAUGACUGCUUUUUGGCCAUUUGCAACCCUCUGCUCUACACAGUUGCCAUGUCCCAGAGACUCUGUGCUAUGCUGGUGGGGGGAUCAUAUGCAUGGGGAGUAGGGUGUUCCUUGACACUCACAUGCUCUGCUUUGAAAUUAUCUUUUCAUGGUUCCAACAUAAUCAAUCACUUCUUCUGCAAGUUCUCCUCACUUCUUUCCCUUUCUUGCUCUAAUACUUACCUCAAUGAGUUGUUGCUUUUUAUCAUUGCUACUUUUAAUGUGGUGAGUACAUUACUCAUCAUUCCCACAUCUUAUUUGUCCAUCGUUGUCACCAUCUUGAAAAUGAGUUCAGCCAGUGGUCGUCAUAAGGCAUUCUCUACCUGUGCCUCUCAUCUGACUGCAAUCACUAUCUUCCAUGGCACCAUCCUGUUCCUCUACUGUGUGCCCAACUCCAAAAACUCCAGGCACACCAUCAAAAUAGCCUCUGUGUUUUACACGGUGGUGGUCCCCAUGUUAAAUCCCUUGAUCUACAGUCUGAGGAAUAAGGAUGUCAAGAAUACAGUCAGCAAGAUAAUGGAUGCUAAAGUCUUUUCUCAUUAA
Loxodonta africana (African savanna elephant) is the source of this 1218-nucleotide messenger RNA. Its product is annotated as olfactory receptor 5D18-like. Gene Ontology annotation, cellular component: membrane. Lineage: Eukaryota; Metazoa; Chordata; Mammalia; Proboscidea; Elephantidae. Gene Ontology annotation, biological process: G protein-coupled receptor signaling pathway; sensory perception of smell. Gene Ontology annotation, molecular function: odorant binding; olfactory receptor activity. The coding region runs from base 1 to 1218 and encodes 405 amino acids. The record is from RefSeq and is a predicted model, not a curated record. The transcript has 2 exons.